AUGGGAAUGUGUGUUUUGUUGAUCUUGUUAAAUAGGGUUAGUGGAGCUCCUGGAGUAUCUAUAGGCUUACAGCCGACUUGGAAAACUUCGGGUAGGAUGAUUAAGACCCUGAAAUCACUUGGCUUUAUGUUUAAUCAGCACAACUCAACUGUACAAGUUGCGAGGUACACUUCUAGAGGUUCUAGUACUGGUAUCCCAACACUAGAUCUGUCUUAUCCAAUCCUCUUAUGCACUCCUCGAUGGCAGGUAAAGUGUGAUUUUGAGCGUCUCUCCUUUAUACUUCCGAAUUAUGCGGAUGCAACAACGGCCAAGACGGCUUUGACUGAUUUAAGAACGAUUGCUGUUGUUAAAGUGAAGUACGCAUGUGUUUUUUAUCAAACACCCAAUAUAAACUGCCAGAAAGAAAGUAUGAAAAUCUUAUCUCGGGUUAUUAACAUGAUUGAUUGUUGUUAUUUGGAGCUGCGCUUUAAUGACUCUUUGUUAAAGGAAGUAGACCCAGCCGUCUCAUAUUUGACUGAGUGUCGGUCAGAAGCACGUAACACAGUCCUGCAUGCGAAUUAUGAAUCGAAAUGUCAACUUAAUGUGGCCAUUCAAUUGGUGAGUACUCUUACAAGAUUGAUAGAUAGCGAAGUUGUUUUGCAACGGCCUUUAGCAUCAGUUUACUUGAUGGGCGAUGAAUUUAAAAGCAUCCAUCUUCUUAACCAACUACCACUAGUAGAUAACUACGCUAUUUACCUUUCGCAGUUACCUGCUGUAGCUAACAUUGAUUUUGGGUUUCUUCAAUCGUCGUCUUCCAAAUGUGGCCGAAUCAGUCUUAUUAACAACCAAGGGGUAAAACUAACGCUAACUGGUCUUGAUAAUGCUAUGAACAAACAUCCAGAAAUAGCCUUGAAUGUUAGCUGGGAAACUCUUCUGGAUCUGAUUGAGAAUGACAACCCUGUAAUCCGAGUCCAUACUAUUUCGGUUGUUUGUGUUGAGCCGGAUUCUAUCGAGCUAAUGGCUCAACCCCUACCCAGCCAACCGAUAGCCGAUUCUUGGCUUGUUGCCACCACUAUUGCUCUUGAACUUGCCACCACUAUACCUUGCCGGCCUCUGAAAGAUUACAAGAAAAUCUACACUCCAGCGGCUCUUGCCAAGUACGGCAUCGCAAUCACAACAACUGAGAUUAGUUAUAAAGAGGACCGAAAUGACCUACAAAACACGCUGAACGUUUUUGACAAUAUAAAUGCUUGGUCGAUAGGAGUAAGCAUAGAUGCUCAGGCGAAUGAUAUCAUAUGCUGUGGUGAAGGCCUGAACAUUCCUGAAUGGAUGCCUCAAGAGAAAUUACACAUUCAACUCAGCCACAACCGCCUAUCCCAUAUGCUCACGGGUUACCAAAACGCUGGUUACGUAAGCUUUUGCCAGAACAUACGCUAUACUGAUAUCUUAAUUGUUGGUUAUACAGCCCCGCGUAUUGGCAGCACUGAUAAGUGCAUCGAUCUUUUAGAUUUAUUCCAGAAUAUCACGGCUCAAAGCCUUACGAUCCAAAAUGUUCGCGAUAAGAAACAAAAGACCACCGAAUUUGACCCAAACAGUCUGCAGGCCGAACUUGCAACAAAACCUAAGUAUCUUCUCAAUGUUGAAACUUUAACGCUAAAUAGUGUUGAUGUUAAAAUCAUCUACUGGAUGUUGGGACAUUACGAUUUAACCUGCCUGAGAAAAGUCUACAUUAAAAACCAGAACUUCACCAAUCUGGCCAUCGCCCAGUUCCUUUCUCAUCCCGCUGCCUUCCACAUCAAAUGUUUAGUACUUGAUGAUUUCCUUGGUCUAAGUGAAAUUCAAAACUACAAGAAACAAGAGCCGCUCAAUAGCUUCUCGCUGUUUACUUACGUAGAACAAGCCCUGCAAAACGGCAAGACUCUCAAGGAUCUUGCUUUGAACAAACUGCUCUUGCAACCGGCUAACGUUGAUUACACUUUGCAUAGUGAGGUAUUGUCUGUUCUUUGGGGCUAUGGUAUUCAAUUUGUAAGUCUACCAUUCAGCAGCUACAUCAAAGGUGCCCCAGCUCGGUCUAGCCUAGCUAACACAAUGACUAUGGAGAAGCUUACCCUUUAUAACGCCACGCUGGAUGUCUUAGCAUCUGAUUUCACUAGGUUUCAAUCCAUUGCUCAGUCCAAGCUAUAUUCGGCCCAAAGAACCUCUGUUGAGAAUCUGCACAUAUGCUUCAGCAAUACCAGCAUAUUAGCUGUGGAUGUUUUAGUGACUAUUAUUCGCUGGGUGGCUUAUCAAUUCAAGGAUCUAGUCUCAUUACGAUUGAAAGGUGUUAAGAUAUCAAAAGCUGGACAAAGGUUGAUGACUUCACGAGAUUACAUCAUUGCUGGUCUUGAGUCACUCAAUAGCAUUCAACUGGAUGGAGAAAAUCCACGUAGUCGUCCAAUUGAGCUGUUAACCCGGCCAUAUCGCAUUAGUCCGGUUGUGCUGGUCUCCCAACCCAAACCUGCAUUCAUUGUGAUGAAAUCUCACAUAGCAUCACAGCUUAUUGAUCACCUUGAUAACCUUGAUAAACUCUUCCCCGCAUCCGAUAUCCCUAACACAGUGCCACAAAUAAUCCUAAGGAACCUCAAAGAUACAAAUCCCACUAUCACCUGUUCAAUCUGCUAUCGACAACUUAAUCUGCUAAGAGAAGAAAAGAAUACCAACCCCGACUCUAAGAACUCCAAUCCAACGGUCAAACCCAACGACUAUUUUACGACCAUUUGCUAUACCAAAUGUGGACAUUCUUUCUGCAAUGAUUGCAUAGUUGAUGCCCAGAAAUGUGUAGGUAAAAAGUGUUCUUAUUGUCGAAGUGCAUAUGUAACCGAUGAUAUUCAACGGCUUAUAAGUCUUCCUCAAUCUAGCUUUAUUGUUACUAAGGGCAGUCUCCAUUUAUCUGCUACCGAACACCAACAAAUACAUAAUCUGGCCGGGUUUAAUGGUCAAGUUUAUGUGUACGUCGCCGACCGGUACCCAACCAACCUUGCCGAUGACCUCGCCAUCAAAGUCACCAGUAGCACCUUCCGCAAUAUCUACAUCAUUUGA
Molecule: messenger RNA, 3057 nt
Organism: Nematocida homosporus
Lineage: Eukaryota; Fungi; Microsporidia
Exons: 1
Coding region: 1-3057 (1018 amino acids)
Source: RefSeq, a predicted model, not a curated record